AUGCUUGAUAGACCUUCAAAUAAAAAAAUACGUGAACGAAAAAAGAGGGAAAAAGAGGAGGAACAAAAUAAAGUUGGAAAAUUUGGAAUACCGCUAUCAGUAACAAUAUCUGGAAGUGAUAAUAAAAUUAUUAAAGAAAAAGAUUCAACAAAAAAUAAUAUUUUUAAAUUUAAGAGGCGGGUAUUCAAAAGUAAAUUGGGAAAAUCAUUAACAAAUCUUUCUCGUACAGAAACUAAUAGAAGGUCUUUUGAAAAUAAAAAAAUAGAAGAUAGUAGUAGAAGAAAAAAUAAACAUCAAAAUAUACCUGGAGUUGAAAAAGAAUAUCAUUCAGCAAUUGAAUUGACAAAUGAAUUAUCAACUAGUUCUAUCCAAAAUGACAGUUCAUGUUAA
This is a messenger RNA of Strongyloides ratti, 390 nucleotides long. RefSeq lists its product as hypothetical. Lineage: Eukaryota; Metazoa; Nematoda; Chromadorea; Rhabditida; Strongyloididae. The record is from RefSeq and is a predicted model, not a curated record. The transcript has a single exon. Bases 1 to 390 code for a protein of 129 amino acids.